Macrosteles quadrilineatus (aster leafhopper) is the source of this 2048-nucleotide messenger RNA. Its product is annotated as piggyBac transposable element-derived protein 4-like. The coding region runs from base 424 to 1734 and encodes 436 amino acids. The record is from RefSeq and is a predicted model, not a curated record. Lineage: Eukaryota; Metazoa; Arthropoda; Insecta; Hemiptera; Cicadellidae. The transcript has 2 exons.
CCCUGGCCUAAAAGUAAACCUGUUAGGGGCAGGUCUAGAGGAAGAGGUAGGCCUAUAGGAAAAAAAGCUAUUUCACAACCAUCUAAGCCUACUAAAAGGUCCAAAACUCAAACUAGUAACGAUACAGCUCCACCAAAAAAGAAGAAAAAGGAGGGUUGGCAGUGGACCAGUACCAUAGAAAGUAAUAUAAUAAAUAAAAUCCCUUUUACUGGUUGUCCUGGUGUUAGAGCAAGUUUGGCUAGAAGUUUAGGCUCAGCUCCCUCUGAAUUAGAUGUUUUCAAUGCGUUUCUUGAUAAUGACUUUUGGCAACAUGUUGCAACAGAGACUAAUAAUUAUGCCAAAGAAACAAUUAAGAAAAAGAACGAAGCAGGCGGGGUAGGAAAAACUAUAUACUCAGAAUGGUUUGACACAACUGCAGAUGAGAUGGCUUGUUUUUAUACACUUUGUGUCCUUAUGUCGCUAGUAAAAAAAAGAACUAUACAAUCAUACUGGUCGCCUAAUGCUGUAACUGAGACCCCUUUUUUUCGUAAAGUGAUGCCAUUCCGCCGUUUUUUGCUACUGUCCACAUUUUUCCACCUUACAGACAAUAAUAGGAAACCUGUGAAUGAUAAACUGUGGAAGUUAAGGUACGUUAUUGAGUACAUGAACAGGAAGUUUUCCCAUCUGUACAUACCUGAUGAAAACAUAGCUGUCGAUGAGAGUCUUAUGAAGUUCCGAGGGAGGUUGGGCUAUGUCCAAUUUAAUCCCAAGAAGAGAGCCAGAUUUGGCAUAAAGUUUUACAAGUGUUGUGAAUCUGGAAGUGGUUAUUGUUCUAAAUUUAAGAUCUAUACUGGAGCUGAAGUCAAAGAAAAUGUACCGGUUGAAGAAGGAAGUGGGGAUUCUACACAGGAGGAAAAGCUGUUAACGAGUGAGGCGAUAGUCGUUGAAAUGACAAAAGAUUUGGCAGGAAAAGGACAUACUCUGACAAUUGAUAAUUGGUACUCCUCACCUCUUCUCUUCUAUAGACUUAAGCAAAUAGGUUUCAAUGUAAUUGGAACAGCUAACUGGUGGAGAUCAAACAUGCCAGAGAGCUUCAAAGAGGGUAAACUUAAGUUGGGCGACUACGAGACAGCCUAUAGCCACGAUAUGUUAGCAGUAAGGUGGCAGGACAAGAAGCAAGUUUGCAUUUUGUCUACCUUUCAUCAAAAAGCUGACAAAAGAUCAACUGGCAAGAAAGACAGAGUUACCCAAGAAAUUAUAACAAAGCCAGAACCAGUGAUCUACUAUAAUCGUUCAAUGGGUGGAAUUGACCGCGAGGAUCAGCAAUUAGCGUCGUUUCCUAGUAUGAGGAGGUAUGCUAAGGGAUACAAGAAGAUCUUCUUUUACAUAAUGGACAUUGGCCUUUUUAACUCUUAUGUAGUGUUCAAAAAAUUAACCAGAAAAAAAUUGGGGUUUAGUGAGUUCAAGGAGAGGUUUGUCAAGCAAAUGUUUGAGUCGCGACAACUGCCACCGUACAAUCGAAGAGGACGAUCAUCCAACUCAGAAACACCUCUGAGGCUCCAGGCAGCAACUUGGGGACAUUUUCCUAGGCCUAUUCCUCCAAAUGAAGUCAAACAAACACCUUCAAGAAGAUGUAAGGUGUGUAGUGCCCAGGGAAAGCGCAGUGACAGCCGAUGGGAGUGUGAGCUCUGCCUUGUCGCACUUCACAUGCCAGAGUGUUUCAAGGCAUACCACACCAAAAUGAACUUUGCUUGACAUUUGGUGAGUUUUUAUAAGUGUCAUACAGUAUUAUAGACUAGUUCCAAAACAUAUAUGAGCCCUAUGUAGCUAAAAAUUACCAAUAAAAAAGUUUUUUUUAAUUUUUUAAUUUUUUUAUUUUAUUUUUAUAUGGUAUAAUAAAAAAUUAUAGUUAUAUUUUUUUGGGAAAUAUUUAUAUAUUUUGAAUCUACAUUUAAUUUUGAAUAAGAAAAUAAUAAUAUCUUGCAUAUAAAUAGUAAAUGUUGCCUGAAAAAAAAUUAAAUCAGAAAUGAAUGAAACUAGCCACAACAAAUUCGUUUGUUUUGGCCUAG